Molecule: messenger RNA, 1541 nt
Organism: Amoebophrya sp. A25
Lineage: Eukaryota; Dinophyceae; Syndiniales; Amoebophryaceae
Source: the annotation of a GenBank genome assembly
GAUUCAUGUAUCUAUAAGACUCGAGAGUGAAAUCUCGACUCUCCUUCAAUAGAAGAUGCAUUCUUCAAGGUUUACGUGACCGUUAUGUACAGAAAGAUGAAGAUGAUGUGACAGGAAAAAUAUAUGGCGAUGUGGCACCGUCAGGCAGUUCUGAGACUGUCGCGGCACGCCACCGCAGGAAAAGCAAGAGCGAAAGGCCUGCUUGCAGAGUCUGCCUCUGCGUGGCGGCUUCACACUCCCACGAGGCGCGGAAAGGCAAAUAGUUGGGCGGCCUUUGCACACGCGUGUCGUGGUACUGGUGGAGAAUUGUCGGCGUUGGACUGUGCAGCCGUCAGCAUAGAAGAUGAUCGGAGAAAAACACAAAGUAGGAGCGCGCAGGAGGGUGUGGUAUUUGUGCAUCAAUUAUUCGAGAAAGUCAAUGACAAGUACGAAAUAUUUGUGCUUCCACGCUGCAGCAGAGGUAGUUUUCUCAUUCGUUUGCGCACAUCAGAGAGGGACAACGCCCACACAGCACUAUCUGAUGGGUGGCAAGCGAUUCAAGUAAAAAACGCGCGAAAGAGACAUGCGAAGGCAGGAAACAAGUACAUUUUCUGCGGUAGCGGGAGCGGUCCGCGCGCAGAUGUAGGUCUCGCUCUGGUUUGUGCAGCAGAAAAAAAGAUCGAGUUUGUGCAUGAAGGCGCCGUAUCUGUGCAGUACGCUGGCGGGCCGCAGUACUGGAUCUGCCGCGAUGAGCUCGGUUCACCUGCCACUUGCUUCGGCAGUGACACUGUUGUCGAAGGACUCGAAAAGGUCCUCCACAUGGUACCGAAGCGUUCUGUUGCUGAUUGGCUUUUUCGCUUAGCUUUACGCAAGCAAGACCGUGUCCACCAAUCUCUGAUGCAGCAAUUUGCUCUGCAGGCAGAGCAACGGCUUGGUAAGAGCUUGCAAUAUCUCGCAGCACGCACGGACCCUUCCAACGCAAUUGUUGCUGGUAAGCGCAGUUUGCUUCGGUCUUGCGAAAUAGUUCCGCAGCACGGAAAAGCGCUCCUGCCUCUCGAGAGGCAUCGCUUCGCACGGGGACAGUUGUUCGGUUUGCCAUUUGAUGCGAUCGAGGACAACGUGGAUUUGUACAUCAUCAUGCUGUUCAAGCGUACCUCCGACAAGCUAGAGGGUGCUUUCAUAUUUCCUAAAACGUUUCUUGCAGAGGAAGGCAUUCUUUCGAUAAGUCGCACUGGCGGGCAAGGAAGCAUGGUACUCUAUCCACCAGGAAGCAGAGCCAUAUCGCCCGAGAAAGAAGACUUUGCCCGGAGGCAAAGACUCUACUAUGUCUCCUUCGAUGCAGAAAAUGACGAGGUUGAAGACAGUUCCCCCGAUGUGCGGGAGAAACACAUAACAGCGAAGUUCAGAGCACUGUUAAAAUGCAAAGUGACCUUUUAGCGAAUUCGAAACUGACAUGUCAUCCUUGUUUUUUCCACAAUGCACUCGCUAUAGCAGAAGGAGGUUUUAUCCUUAACCGGUUCUGCUGUGGCAGAAUACGCCCUUUCCUCCGACUCUCUCAAAAA